Effrenium voratum is the source of this 609-nucleotide messenger RNA. NCBI's taxonomy places the organism in Eukaryota, Dinophyceae, Suessiales, Symbiodiniaceae. The record is from the annotation of a GenBank genome assembly.
AUGUUCGCAUUUUCGAGCCGGGGCACAUCCGGCGCGGUGAUGGAAGGCCGGACCGUGCAUCUGCGCCAUCCCGAACUUGCCGAUCAUGAGCAAUGGGCAGCCCUGCGGGCCGAAAGCGCGCAGUUCCUGCAGCCCUGGGAGCCGGUCUGGCCGCGCGGCGACCUGACGCGGCCCGCCUUCCGCGCGCGGCUGCGCCGCUAUGCCGGCGAGAUACGCGCCGGCACGGGCUUUCCCUUCUUCGUCGUGCGCAACAGCGACGAGGCGCUGCUGGGCGGCAUUACUUUGGGAAACAUCCGCCGCGGUGUCGCGCAGAACGGCCAGAUCGGAUACUGGAUCGGCGAAAAGUUCGCCGGCCGUGGCUUCAUGAGCGAAGCGGUGGCGCUGGUGUGCGAAUAUGCGUUUGCGCGAACCGGGCUGCAUCGCCUUGAAGCUGCCUGCAUUCCGGGCAACAGCAAGUCGAUCCGGCUUCUGGAGAAGAACGGAUUUCAACGCGAAGGCGUGCUGCGCGCCUAUCUUAAAAUCAACGGCCGCUGGCGCGACCAUGUCCUUUACGCGCGCAUCAACCCGAUGCAUCUGGACGCGGCGCGCCUCGACCGGACGGAUAUCUGA